Cyphomyrmex costatus is the source of this 654-nucleotide messenger RNA. RefSeq lists its product as uncharacterized. The transcript has 2 exons. Bases 1 to 654 code for a protein of 217 amino acids. Lineage: Eukaryota; Metazoa; Arthropoda; Insecta; Hymenoptera; Formicidae. The record is from RefSeq and is a predicted model, not a curated record.
AUGAUGAAAGACGAAGCCAACGCCACCAUCGACCUAAGUGCCGAGACACAGCAAACGAGUCGCAUCACACUCCGGAUUCCGCCAUUCUGGCCAGAGGAGCCAGAACUAUGGUUCGCCCAGCUGGAAGGCCAGUUCGAACUCGCUAAAAUCACCGGAGACCACGAACGCUACCUCCACGCGCUCUCUCGCAUGGAACCCGGCCAGGCGAAGGAAGUAAAAGAUAUUAUCGUGAGCCCGCCCAGCGGCCAAAAGUACGAAGCUUUGAAAGCAGCCUUGAUACAACGACUGACCGACUCACAAGAAAACCGCAUCAGGAAGCUGAUAGAAACUGAGGAGAUGGGCGAUCGAAAACCAUCACAGUUCCUCAGGCACCUCUCCACCCUGGCUGGGACCAUAGUGUCAGAGAGGCUCCUACGCACUCUUUGGCUGGGACGCCUGCCGACGUACAUACAGGCCAUCUUGGCUACACGAGCGGAGGACCCGCUGAACAACGUAGCUGACCAUGCCGACCGCAUCCAUGAGAUUGGCAACAAAGCGGUAGUCCUGGCUGCAGCAGCACCAACACCCCCGACGGACCCCUUGGAUGAGCUACGAGGCCAUGCACCAACAGCAGAAGGCGAUAAGAAACCGCAGCAGAUCCCGGAGCCGGAAUAG